Epinephelus moara (kelp grouper) is the source of this 1191-nucleotide messenger RNA. Its product is annotated as protocadherin gamma-C3-like. Gene Ontology annotation, molecular function: calcium ion binding. Lineage: Eukaryota; Metazoa; Chordata; Actinopteri; Perciformes; Serranidae. The annotation marks the transcript as partial. The transcript has a single exon. Gene Ontology annotation, cellular component: plasma membrane. Gene Ontology annotation, biological process: homophilic cell-cell adhesion. The record is from RefSeq and is a predicted model, not a curated record.
AAUAACCCUUUAAAACUGUACCGGAUCGAAAUUAUAAUCUUGGAUGUAAAUGAUAAUUCCCCAUCAUUUCUCAGCACGUCACAGAUAAUUAAUAUAACGGAGAAUACAGCAGCAGGGGCAAGAUUCCCUUUGCAACGAGCUCACGAUGCAGACGUCGGAAAAAAUACUGUAAAUAGCUACAAGCUGAGUCAAAAUGAACACUUCUCUCUCGUCACACAUAAAGGAGAGAGUGUAACUGUAGAAUUACAGCUUCAGAAAGUUUUAGACCGAGAAAAACAGUCUGUGAUCCGACUCACACUGACUGCUAUUGAUGGAGGAACUCCUGCUAAAUCUGGCACUAUGGUGAUUAUGAUCAAUGUGUUAGACAUUAAUGAUAACGCUCCUGUAUUCAGUCAAACAUUGUAUAAAGCCAGUGUGUAUGAGAACGCCAAGAUCGGAACAUCAAUAGUAACGCUAAAUGCUACGGAUUUAGAUACAGGCCCAAAUGGACAGAUAUUUUACUCCUUCAGUAGAAUAGACCGUGUGACCGAAACGGAUCUGUUUGCUAUAGAUGAAAAAACUGGAACUGUAACAAAUAAAAAGAAUAUCGACUUUGAAGAAAAUAAUGCUUUUGAGAUUCGCGUACAAGCCAGUGAUGGAGCUGUUUUCCCUAUGACCUCACAUGCCAAACUACUGAUUGAAGUUUUAGACGUCAAUGACAAUACUCCUGAAAUUUCAGUCACAUCACUGUUAAAUAGCGUAAAAGAGGAUGCGUCCAUCGGCACCGCCAUUGCACUAGUUUCAGUGCUUGAUAAAGACGGAAGUAAAAAUGCGAUGCUGAACUGUAAAGUCUCCAACAAUGUUCCUUUUAAACUGGAGUUAAGUUAUAAGAAUUACUACUCGUUGGUGGUGGACGGUCCUCUGGACAGAGAGAGCUCAGCUCAAUACGACAUCAGCAUCACUGCUACUGAUGAGGGCAGCCCACCUCUCUCCAGCACGAGCGUCAUUAAUGUCCACGUCUCAGAUGUGAAUGAUAACAAACCUUUAUUCAAAGAAAACAUAAUCAACGUCUAUGUGAAAGAAAACAGUCCAGUAGGAGCAGUUUUAAAAACUGUUUCAGCAAUUGAUGCUGACGUCGAUCAGAAUGGUCAGGUGAGUUAUUCAGUUUUACAAAGUAACAGCAACUCACUGCCGUUAUCUUCAAUGGUGAAC